AUGUCUUUAUUUGAUAAUACCGAGUCGAUAAGAAGCACGCCAAAUUCUACGCCUGGAGAUGAAAAGUUAGAAUUUAUUUCAAUUUGCGAAUCUAGUAAAAUAAAUCAUGAGAAUUUUCUGGAGGACGAUGAGUCCACGACGACUCUGACAAUAAGACACCAAAAACGUCGUGGCAGAAAACCAAAAUAUCCGGAUCCUACCCCCGGAUAUCGUUCUAGCUAUAGUGUCAAUAGGAGUUUUACCCAGACGGAAGUCAUGCUUUUAAAGAAUAUUUUAAAAGAAUCUGGUGAACCUCCCGCGGAUUUAUUCGCUACACGCGUUUGGCCGCCUUCUACGGAGUCAAAUGACCAGCAACAUAAUAGUCACAAUCAUCAUCGAUACCAUGAUAAUGAACACGACGAACAUGAUAUGGAGAUAAAAAUUAUGGAUCAAGUAAAUGAUGCCACAAUGGUUUUCCCAGUUAACGAAGAAAAUCCAAAAAAUCAAGAACUUUUAUCGAAUGCACGACGAAAGAGAUCUCGUAACGUUACCUCUCCAUAUCAAUCAAGAGUCUUACGUAAAGUAUUGGCUGUUACUUCAUUUCCUUCAACUGAAAUGCGUGAAGCGCUCGCAAGUUCUUUAAAUAUGCAUCCGCGGACAGUUCAAAUUUGGUUUCAAAAUCAGCGUCAAAAGGCCAAGAAUAAUCUUCAAACACCAACCGUAAAUACAAAUACGAAUGCAAAUACAUCAAAAACUACCACUUCGUCGAUGAAUUCUGAAGGAGAAGAAAUAACUCCAAUUGAUGACUAUAGCCCUGAAAUGAUGCCGAUGCCAACGACUGACAUGAAUGCAAUUUACUUUCCUAACACUAAUUUAACGUUUCAAAACAACAAUGUUGCUGCUCACGAAGCAACCAAUUCUCAAGCAAUUCUCACCCCUCCUAUCUCAGAAGAUUCUCGGCAACCCUUUAUCAGUAACGGCAACAAUAACGAUAUUCGCGAGGAUAGCAACAACCAUAAUUGCAGUAUAUCAAAAAAUGAUACGCCAAGUCCACAUGCACACCCACAAUUAACUGCCCAAAGUUUCUUGCCUGACGCCACAACAACUUAUGUGAGCACUGCACAAUUUGCUAAUCCAUAUAUUUUACCAAUCUUUUCUCCCAACACCCCAUUACCAUCACCACCAACACAAACAUAUAUACAAGAUACAUUUCAUCAUCCUCAAUAUUUCCGUCCAUCUUCAUCAUCAUCCUCUAAUACAACAUCAACCUUCAAAUUUCAAAAUUAUCCCACCCAUCAAAUAAGUUCGCAACAGCAUCAAGACGAGGUUCAACAACAUCAAUCUCACAACCUUUAUGAUUAUAAUGAUCCAAACGUGGCAAAUCCCACAUUAGAUAUAUUGGCGGCGGCGGCGACGGCUGCAUUGCAAGCUGAUAUUUCAUCUCAUCAUCCUAUUCACCAUCAAAUACAGUCUAUACAUGCCAAUACAAAUGAACGAAUUUUCGAUUCUUACGACUAUUAA
Molecule: messenger RNA, 1500 nt
Organism: Ambispora leptoticha
Lineage: Eukaryota; Fungi; Glomeromycota; Glomeromycetes; Archaeosporales; Ambisporaceae
Source: the annotation of a GenBank genome assembly